ACUAUACAGAGGAUACAUAACAUUAUUCUAUUGGUUGCAGGACAUGUUUUUCUUUUAAGAUCAACUCCCUUGUAGUGGGGUUCGUUUUAUCAGAUCUGUUUAUGGAUUAGAAACUGGAAAAAAAAAACUCAAAGAAGAUUCUCCAGUUGUGUAUCAUUUUAUGUGUUUGUGUCCCAUAAAGUCAUUAGUGAUUACUAUGUUAAUUAGGCACUUUUCAAAGUUUUUAAAUGGUUUCUAAUGUCUUAGAUGAGUUUAAAUGAGCGACAUGGACAGUGAGGAUUCAUAUAGCCAAACCCAACUUGCUUGUAAUUGAGACACACUUGUAUUUGUUGUUACGAUGAUGGUUCCUAAUGUCAUUUUCUAUGUGUAUUUUAGUGUCAUUUUCGUAGGGAUGAUGUUGUCCCAAAGUGUUCUUGUUAUAUAGUAUAAGCAGAAGAGUAGAAAUGAAGUAAAGGAAAAAGAAUGGGAUAGAUAUAGCUACAUAAUGACCAUUAUUUUUAAAACUUUCUUUGCAUUUUUCUCUCUUUUUCUGUUUUGGCUUCUUUCUCUUGUAUUUUAAGUUUGGUUGGUGGUAGUGGAGGUUGUUUAAUUUCUAUAUGGAGUUCCUUUGAAGGGAUGGUGUGUCUUACUUAGUUUGGUUCUAAUUUGGAUGUGGUUGUUUAAUUUCUAUAUGGAGUUCAUUUGAAGGGAUGGUGUGUUUAGGGAUGGUGUUUCUGAGAGGAGAUUAAUAUGCAGACACCAAAAUCCAGGAAUGUUACGGUGGAGGUGCCACAAAGGACGUCUCCUACAGCUCCAAAGACAGCCCGAAAGCUCAAAACUCCAGGGUCAGAUGCUCCUACCAGGACACCAAAAGAAAGGAGUCCCAAAGUUGUUGUUCGUCGUUCUCCACGAAGUCCAGCAUUAGAGAAGAAGAAUCCAACCAGAGAUUCUGACUUGGAAACUCAGUUUGCUCAACUUCAAGAAGAGCUGAAGAAGGUAAAGGAUCAGCUCAAUUCAUCCGAAUCAUUAAAGAGACGGGCUCAACUAGAGGCUGAGGAAGCUAAGAAGCAGCUAAAAGCCAUGUCAGAUCAGCUUGAGGAGUCCGAGAAACAACUACUCGAACUCUCAGAUUCUGAAGAAGCUCGGAUCCUGGAGCUACGCAAGCUCUCACAGGAUCGAGAUCGAGCAUGGGAAUCCGAACUUGAGGCUGUCCAAAAGCAGAAUGAAUUCAACUCUGCUGCCUUGGCUUCUGCAAUGAAUGAAAUCCAGAAGCUUAAAAUUCAGCUGGAUAGAGUGGCUGAUUCUGAAGCCAAACAAGCUCGCCAUGCUGAAUCAGCUAAUGCGGAGAUUCAAAGCCUAAGGGGAGAACUAAUGGAAACGCUUACUUUGGUCGAACAAAUGAAAAACCAGCUAAACGAUAGCAAAGAAUCCGAGGCUUGCGCACUUGAAGAAGUGAGUAAAGCACAGAUGCAGCUGGAAGCGGCGAAGAUGACCGAGGAUACUCUACGUUCUGAAGGUCUGAAAGCAAUGGAGGCUUGCAGGUCCUUGUCGUUGGAGCUAGAACAAUCUAUCAAUCGAGUAGCUACAUUGGAGGAACUUGUCAGCGAACUCCAAAGCGCUCAUCAAGGUAUUGAAAACACGAAAGAAAAUGGAGCUAAUUUGGAAGCCGAGGAACUCAAAACUGAGCUUAGUAAUCUACAAGUUGAGGUAAGUCAACUAAGAGCUGCAUUGGAGGUUUCAGAGACAAGAUAUCAGGAAGAAUAUAUCCAGAGCACUUUGCAGAUUAGAAGUGCUUAUGAGCUAGUUGAACAAUCAAAAUCUGAAUCAAUUCGAAAAGAGGCUGAAUGGAAGGCAAAGUUAGACGCUGCAAAAGUCGAUCUGGAAGAGUUAAAGGAGAAAUUAAUGAGCAAAGAAGCUACGCUACGGAACAUUUCAGACGAAAAUAAGGAUGCUAUAGUUGUAGUGAGGGAAUCAGAGUCAACUUUGGCAGAUAUGAGGGCGCGUUUAUUCGACAAAGAGAUGGAGCUGCAGAAUAUUAAGGAGGAAAACGAGACGCUGAAGUCAGAAAUGAAGAUGAGGGAAACCGAGGGUUGCAAAGUGAACGAUGAAACUCUUGCCUUGGCAGAGGCCGCAAGAAUUGCAGAAAAAGAGGCCUUGAUGAAGUUAGGUCAUUUGACUGAGGAAGCGGAUAAUAGUAUCAGAAAGGCAGCACGUGUCACUGAGCAAUUGGAUGCAGCACAGAAUGCCAACUCGGAGAUGGAAGCGGAAUUGAGGAGGUUAAAAGUGCAAUCGGAUCAAUGGAGGAAAGCUGCUGAGGCAGCUGCAGCUAUACUUUCAUCAGGAAACAACGGGAAAUAUGUGGAUUCUCCAUUAUCUGAAGAUACAGAUGAUGACUCGCCCAAGAAGAAGAAUGGCAACAUGUUGAAAAAGAUUGGUGUUUUAUUGAAAAAAGGCCAGAAGUAGAAGCAUAUCUUUGCAGGUUGCUUUUGAAUAAUCACUGUUUGAUUUGUCUGAUAAUAAUAGUCUAGUUUACAUUUCCAGUUUUUUGUUAAUAAAUUUUACUACACACCUUAUGAAUCUUGUAGAAGAUUUUUGUAUAGCUAUUUGAAAUUAAGAACACUGUAUGAUCUCAAUCGCCAAUACUCGUUGGUUCCGUGAGGAGAUAUUAAGUGUUGUAAUUUCUUUUGGUUACAAUUUUCAGUUUUUAUGGUA
Messenger RNA from Lycium barbarum (goji berry), 2691 nucleotides. RefSeq names its product interactor of constitutive active ROPs 2, chloroplastic-like. The transcript is spliced from 5 exons. The coding region runs from base 730 to 2442 and encodes 570 amino acids. Lineage: Eukaryota; Viridiplantae; Streptophyta; Magnoliopsida; Solanales; Solanaceae. The record is from RefSeq and is a predicted model, not a curated record.